CCCGGUCCUGGUCUUGGUCUUAGCCUUAGCUCAGCAAGCAAAAAGGAAGAAAAGGCAGGCACGCGCCCUGUAUGGCCCACAGAACUGAGCUCUGCGGCCAAUCAAAUUGCCUGGAGCGCACAUGGCCCCGGCGUCUCUUAGGCGUUUUCCGCGUUCUAACGUCUGCAUUCAACCACUGCUCCAUGCCCGACAUUGCCAAUUUUCUGCGAUCGACUCCGAAUCCCAAAAGCUUCCAUUGCUCAACGGCAAAUGUCAACCUUUGCGAUAUUCUGAGUAUCCAGUUAAUUUGCUGCAGGAUCCCUCAUUUUGCUUGGAUUUUCAGAGUCGCCCGGUUUUCUGCUAUGCAAUUGACUCUUUUGUGAAUUAUUCAUGCCCCGAACUUCUUCUCUGCCACCUCAACCACAAAUCUCAUAUACCCUCUUCCCAUUCUCCAGAUUUCACCUCGAGCUCCCCCGGGUUCCAUCGUCAUCGUCGGCGCUAUGCCGUGCGGCUCAAAAAGCUAAGAUCAGCCCUACGGAUCCGGGGAUGGGUGCCAAGUCAUGGGGGGUCUAUCACUGGACUUCUUCCGCCGGCCGUCGCACUUGGCUGCAGCUGCUGUGAGCUGACCACCAAUUUCCGGCUUGUAGCCAAAUCCAAGCGUGCCGUCUUCCCGCACUGCACCAGUCUUCUUCCGCCAUAUCUCUCCACCCACGCAUCAACAUGCAUCGCUUGCUUACCUACGCUUACUUAGUUUUCCCUUGUGGGGACCUCGAGAAGGCACCCGAGUCCUUGGUUCGCGAACCACAUCACAUGUUGGCCGUUUAUGAGUGAUUUGCUAUCCCAUGUUGAUCGCUGCUCAAGACUGUGCGACUGAGCACCUACCGUGAAAUCUGCAGAGCCAACCACAGUUCCGUGGUGUUACAUCAUUGAAAUUGGGUCUCACCACUUAUUCAGUCCACCGCUAUUUCACACGUUACGAUUGCUGUUGGCUGCAAAAGUUGCAGCCCUCUCUGCUGACUGACCGCAAUAUUAUAGUUUGCAUGGCUCUGCAGCAUGUCGGACUGCAACGCACUUCAGCCCCCAACUCAUUUACUGUGUACCUCUGGGACAGACAUGUGCCUACGCAGGAAUGCCGCUAGAAACCAAGGUUUUAGACCAUCACAGGAAUUUAAGUCAAUAAAUAGC
Molecule: messenger RNA, 1164 nt
Organism: Truncatella angustata
Lineage: Eukaryota; Fungi; Ascomycota; Sordariomycetes; Amphisphaeriales; Sporocadaceae
Exons: 1
Coding region: 122-730 (202 amino acids)
Source: RefSeq, a predicted model, not a curated record